Molecule: messenger RNA, 1014 nt
Organism: Danaus chrysippus (African queen)
Lineage: Eukaryota; Metazoa; Arthropoda; Insecta; Lepidoptera; Nymphalidae
Source: the annotation of a GenBank genome assembly
AUGAAAAGAGCAAUCGGGAAAUGUUGGCGUGAUUCCGCUUCAUUGAUAGUGAUCGCUAAAAGGAAUGUGGAUGUUUCGUCGAGUGGAAACGCAGGGGAUUGUAACUACGAUAUCUUGUUGCAGACUCGGACGCAUAGCGCUUCUUUCUCGAACAGUGUAGUGUUUCCGGGCGGUGUGUGUGAGGAGGCGGACGCGAGUGAUCAUUGGCUUCACCUCCUCAGCUCUUUCGGUUACAAUCACAGAGAUUUCGAGACUUUACACAAAGCUAGUGCCCCAGUAACCCCCAUUCUAGCGAGUAACCCCAUUAAAAGACAUAUUGCUUUAAGAAUAACAGCAAUUAGAGAGACAUUUGAGGAGCUCGGCCUGCUUAUUUGCAGUUCCCGGCAUAAAAACAACAAAAGUGAUUCAUGGUCUCAGUGUGUACAUGGCGUUGAUGUUAAAUACUGGCAGGCACGGUUGAACAAAGACCCCUUGGAUUUUUUGUCUCUUUGUAAAGAGCACAAUUGCUACCCUGAUAUAUUUGGGUUGCAUUAUUGGAGUAAUUGGUUGUCUCCGACACAUUUGCCUGCAAGAUUUGAUACAGCAUUCUUUUUAGCUGCUUUACAAAAUAAGCCUUCAGAUAUUAAAGCCAAUUCCGAAGUAGUGAAGGUUGAGUGGUCCACUCCUCUUGAAACACUAGAACGUAACAAAAACAAGCAAUUGAUACUCUACCCUCCUCAAGCUUAUGAAUUAAACCGUUUUCUUAUUUCAAAGACAUUGAUAACAGCUGAUGGAAUUGCCCACCUUUUGCCAGGUGACUAUCUAUACCCAUCAAAUGUAGAUCUUAACAUAGAAACGGUUAUAGAAGAAGCAAAAACCCUUGAAGAACUUCGAGAUACAAAUCAAACAUUGCAUAGAUUUGAAACCAGCAAACAAGGAACCUUUGUGGUGACACAAAAUUACAAACCGAGCAAUCAUAUCAAUAUGGGUGAUCAAGUCAAGCCCUUGAAUGCUACAAUACAUUUGAAAGUUUAG